GACAAACUGCUCAACACGAUGUUUCUUCUUCUAGCAAGAGUGACUCAGAUAGAACUACAGCAGAUAAUGUUUCUAGGAGAAAACCUGAUCGAAGAAAAUCUUUUACUUCUUUACUGAUGUCACAAUCAAAGGAUGAUUUGCCAAAUAUCUAUGAUAAUCAUAAUCCUCUUGAAGUUACUGAAUAUGUUGAUGACAUCUAUCAGUAUUACUGGGUUUUGGAGGCACAUAAUCAGCCGUUGAAACAUUAUUUGGAUAUCCAGAGUGAAAUUACACCUCAAAUGCGUGGCAUAUUGAUCAACUGGCUCAUUGAAGUACAUCUAAGGUUUGAUUUGAUGCAAGAAACACUUUUUUUGAUGGUUACACUAUUAGACCAAUUUUUAUCCUUGGUAAGCAUCGGGAAGAACAAAAUGCAGUUAGUUGGCCUUACUGCACUCUUGCUGGCAUCAAAAUAUGAGGAUUUUUGGCAUCCAAGGAUCAUGGACUUAAUUGGCAUUUCAGCAGAUUCAUACACAAGAGAUGAAAUGCUUGGAAUGGAGAAUACUUUUCUAAAGGCACUCAAAUUCCGUCUGAAUUCACCAACUCCGUAUGUCUUUAUGCUACGGGUCCUUAAGGCUGCUCGAUCAGAUACAGCGUUUGAACAUCUUGCCUUUUACCUCAUCGAGCUGUGCUUAGUUGAGUACGAGGCUUUGAAAUAUAAGCCCUCAUUGCUAUGUGCAUCAGCCAUCUAUCUCGCUAGAUGUACAAUGGAAAUGAAUCCAACAUGGACCCCGCUGCUUGAGAAACAUUCCGGCUACAGAGAAUCUCAAAUCAGAAGCUGCGCAGAGAUGAUCUUGAAAUUUCACAAAGCUGCUAAAACAGCUAUGCUGAAAGUAACAUAUGAGAAAUACAUGAGGUUUGAGUUCGGCAGGGUUGCAGCUAUAAAUCCAGUAGAAGUGCUUCCCCAGUGCAGUCAUGAAAAUCAAUGUUACAAGAAUUGAACAGAGCUAAAAUUUAGAUGAUGGGCUGCUUAUAUAAUGAGCUGAAACCAAAUCCAUUGUAAUCUUGCCCAGACAUGCGACUCAAUUGUCGCUGAAAUUGUUGAACAUAGAUGUUGUAUUGAGAAAUAUGAUUCUAAAUGGUAGGAGCCAGACACUGGUUUGGACGUAUUGUGCACUA
Molecule: messenger RNA, 1155 nt
Organism: Coffea arabica (coffee)
Lineage: Eukaryota; Viridiplantae; Streptophyta; Magnoliopsida; Gentianales; Rubiaceae
Source: RefSeq, a predicted model, not a curated record